GUGUGAUCCCUCCUUUUUUUCUCCGCCAGAGAGGACGAAAAUCUGCAACGGCGAGAGGAAAACCAUACGGUGUCCCCGACCGGACUUUCAGAAACUCCUGAUAGUCCGUACUACGUACGAACGGGACCGAGAGUGUAAGUUGUCAGGGUGUACAGAAAGAGAGGGAGACUGCACGGGGUGUGAUUGGAUAAGCAGAAAUAACCCCAUACGUAUAGUCUACGCACGCUGUGGCGGUGCCAGGGGAAACUGCACAUUACAACCGUGUGACUAUGCCGAGCGGGAUAUCGGCAAGUCUCUUAGAGUGGAGCACAAGUGUGUAAAUGUUCCGAUGUCGCUAGGCUGCUAUCAGGACGACCCAGUCAACAACCCCCUGCUGUCUGGUACAUGUACUUCUAGGCCCUCUGAGCCUUAUUCGAUAUACUUGACGGUCCAAGAGUGUAUAUCAUACUGUCGACUCCAAAGUUGUCGGUACGCUGGAGUCGCCGACAGAUUUAGAUGUUAUUGCGGGAACCAAGUACAAGAUGCUGCCUGGCGCCGACUGCCGAUCACCGAGUGUACUGCACCAUGUAAGGGAGAAGCGUCCCGGUUCUGUGGAGGCUGGCGAGAUAGUAAAGGAAUGAAAGUGUUUGAAACGUCUAUAGGAGCCUGUGGUGGCGAUCUGAAGGCAAAUGAAGGGACCAUCUACUCCCCGGAUUUCCCCGGACCGUACCCACUAGAUCAGAACUGUGUAUGGAACAUACAAGUAGCACCUGAAAACGUCAUAAGGGUCAGUUUAGAACUCUUAGACAUCUCUGCAGAGGACAGCUUAACCAUUAUAGAGGAGAGAUCUUCACGGACUGUUGUUACUGUUCUUAACGGUACGUCAAUGACGGAAUACAUCAGUGUCAGCAGUAAUGUCAGCCUGCAGUUCAGAGCUGGGCCGCGAAGAGCGCAGCAAACGGACGGAUUUAUCCUGCGUUAUGAAGCUGUUGGCCUCUGCGGACCAGUAGAAGUGAUCGAUGACGUCACUUCCGUUUUCCCUAACCAUGGAGGAAACGUCGCUAUUGGCCAACAGGCGAGCAUCACGUGUAAAAACGGCCAAAAUGUUACGGUACGGUGUCAGAAGAACGGAACCUUCAACAUGCCAACACCUUACUGUAUAGAGGCUACGGUAGGCGAUGAACAGGAGGUAGUGGUGUGGGCAGUCCCUGUUUCCAUCAUGGCGGCCGUUCUUCUUGUGUCAGUUGAGGUCGCUGUUUUCUGCAUCAUCAAACGUAGGAGGGCCGCGGAAGAGCUAGGAGCCUCCAGUCAUGAGUACGACAUGGUGGACCCAGGAACCUCCAAUGACGAGUACGAGGUGGUCUGCACACAGGACUCCCGUCUCCCGGCCCGGAGUCCACAAGCCCCGCCAACAUUUCCUCGUCCACUCGGAGUCUCUGGAACCCGGUCUGACUCGGACUACCAGGCACUGGACCCCAGGACCAUGUGUAACAGUGAAUACAUGAGCCUGACAACAACCCGCACCUAUAUAGACGACCCAGACUACGAGAACACUCACGAAUAUUUAGAACUAUUUUGAACACAUUUGGAAAGAUAGGUGAAAAUGUUGAGAAUGUGUCGUCGAAAACUAGCCAACAACUGUUAAAAAAAGAACUAAUAAAGUGCGCAUGGACGGAGGCAAUUACAACACUUACGUCAGACCUACACAGGAUACACCUGCAACACCUACACAAGACAGAACCGGAAGUGAACUAUUGGAAUUAGUGAUGUAAACGACAUAUUUAUAGACGCCGUCGACUGCAUAUUUCCCACCGGAACUAGGUCACUUCAGGAUUCUUAUUAUACUUCAUGACUUGCGUGUCUUGUUUAAUGAUGUACACUUUUCAAUUUGAAAUUUGUUUAGCACUCUCUAGUCCUGAGUUUAGCAUUAACUUAAAAGCAUUCGUUUCUACAUGCAAUUCUAUCAUGGAUAUUUUGUUUCACAUAAUCAUAUAGAUGUUUGAACAGUUUUAAUUUGAACAGAAGAACAAUAUUGGUCACAUUCUUGUAUGUCAUUGCAUUUCUUUUGAGUUUUAUUUCAUACAUAUAGCAUAAUUACAACGAAUUUCACGACGAGUACCUUCUUUGUAUGCAUUUAAUUGGCAGUGUUGAAAUUGACCUUUGUAAUAUAGCCUCAAUUUAUUCAAACAUCCGGUGCCUAAGUAAUGUUACAGUCGAACCUAUGAAUGUAUACAUGUAGAUAUAACAGACAAGCUUU
Branchiostoma floridae (Florida lancelet) is the source of this 2236-nucleotide messenger RNA. RefSeq names its product CUB and sushi domain-containing protein 2-like. Bases 329 to 1558 code for a protein of 409 amino acids. The transcript has 6 exons. The record is from RefSeq and is a predicted model, not a curated record. NCBI's taxonomy places the organism in Eukaryota, Metazoa, Chordata, Leptocardii, Amphioxiformes, Branchiostomatidae.